Molecule: messenger RNA, 1316 nt
Organism: Thamnophis sirtalis
Lineage: Eukaryota; Metazoa; Chordata; Lepidosauria; Squamata; Natricidae
Cellular component (GO): Set1C/COMPASS complex
Source: RefSeq, a predicted model, not a curated record
AGGAACACCAAGAUCGCGCGCAAGGAGCAAAAACACCCUAAAACCCUCCAGGUGUGAAUAUUGCAAUACGGUUAAAGAGAAAUUGGUACAAGUUCACCCAGUUCCUUGGAUCAAUGGAGAGUGAAAGACAAAUGAUGGGAAUGGAUGCCAAAUAUUUCAAGGAAAACCUUGGAAUGUGUUUGGCUGAAGGACUUGCAGAGGUGGCGGAUCGCCGACCAACAGACCCCAUCCGUUUUCUGGCCUCCUGGAUUUACAACUACAAUGAAAAUAGAAAGAAGGAAGAAAAGACAAAGUCAGAAAAGGACCACCUAGAACUUCAUUAUGAGGAACUUCUUGCAGAACUGGAGAGUACAGAAAAGCUGAAGGCAGAAGAACUUCUGAUGGCCCAAAAAUUUGAAGAGCAGCAGAAGGAUCUUUUCCAAGAGCAAACAGAAGAUACUCCUGAAAAAUUAAUGGAAAUUGAUGGAGCAUUACACCAACCUGUGAUAGAAGUGGUGGCUGAUGAGAAGGCAGAUGAAAUGACAACCGAAGAAAAGAUUGGACACAUGCCAGAAGAAUCUGAAAUUAAGUUAAUGCAAGAGAUGGUAGAAAACAGAAUGGAUCAAGAUGUUGUGAUAAAUGAGUUGAAUGAACAGCCACACCAGGUAAGUCCAACUUUAAUGCUCCAGGAAGCCUUGUUGGAAAUUGCUGCAGAUGAAGACUUAAGUCCCAAAGUCUUGAAUGACAAAGGCAAAGACCAGUUGGAACAAAACAUAGCAGCUGAGAAGGAGAAUGAUGUACAAGCUGAAGGUGACACUCAGGCUGAGACAGACAGUUCUACUCAGGAUGGGAAUUUGGAGUAAUUCCACAAUUCAUGUAUACUUGGAAGAAGAUCCUGCUGUCUUCAAAAGACUUUGUUUCACAAAGAAGGAUGAAAAUCUUUUGAAUGUGUGAUAGUGACACUUUUUCAGCAUAGUUGCACUGGGAUGUUAUAUGGAUAAGACUGAUCAUGGUAACAAGCAGUGGUGGGAUUUAGCCGGUUUGGGCCAGUUUGGGCGAACCAGUUGUUAAAUUGCUGGUUGGCCCCACCCCUUCCAGGGGGCCCCACGAGCCUCACUUUGGCUCCCAGGUAAGUGCAGGGAGGCCUACUAGGCCCAAAACGGGGUGUGGAGGUGGGGUAGUGCCCCCAUGGCCUGUUUUUGCUCCCAGGAGGCUGCAGAGAGGCCUACUAGGUCCAAAACGGGGAGAGGGGGGCAGUGCGCCCCAUGGCCCAUUUUUGCUCUUGGGGGGUGCAGGAGGCUGAGUUCUGCCUGAAACAAUCCCCUGGCCAUGCCCAC